GUAGAUUUACUUUGACAGACAGCCAGUGAGUGAGCUAACAUGUGAGCAGCUAUGUUUACUACAACUACGCUUCAUACAUGACAAAAAAUACUUUAUGCGUUCAGUUUUCCCGAACAGAGAACUUUAAAUACAUAAACGUUAUUUAGGUACGUUGUUUUUAUUUCCGGCUUUUGAAAACGGGCUAACGUCAGAGCUGAAAUCUAGCAUGUCCUCUGUGUUUAGCUACUGUCAGCUCUGUUAGCCUUUGUGGACAAAAACUGACUGAACUUAACGCAGGUUUCAUACAAAAUGUCUGCGUGUAAAAGAUUGCUUUACCUGGUAAAGCACAGGAGCCUUUGGGCACAGGUCCGGAGAAAUGUGACAACAUGGUCGCCUGUUGGAGCUGCUUUCAAUGCCAAACCUCACAGGAGACUGGAUGUGUUUGAGAAGAACGUGGGCUUGUUUGGAGUCCCAGAGCUCAGCUGUCCUGCAGGCUUCCAGGCAGCAGCAAAGACCGCUCUGAAGAACACACAGCGGCUGGUGGAAAAAGCUUGUUCUUGUCCUCCAGGAGCUGAGACAGUCGAGUGUUUUGACCAGCUGUCAGAUGGUUUGUGUAAAGUGGCCGAUCUGGCAGACUUCAUAAAAGUAGCUCAUCCAGAUCCAGCGUUUCGAGAGGCUGCAGAGAAGACCUGCGUAGAUAUUGGCACGGUUGUGGAGAAAUUGAACACCAACGUUGAGCUGUGCAAGAGCCUAAAGAAUCUGCUGGACAACCCGAACAUUGUAGCCCAGCUGGACCCUGAUACGAGGCGAGUGGCAGAAUUGUUCAUGUUUGACUUUGAAAUCAGUGGAAUUCAUCUGGAUGACAAACGGAGGAAAGAGGCUGUCGGGCUCCAUGUGAAGCUGUUGGAUCUAAAUAAUGAGUUCCUGGUUGGCUCACACAUGCCGAACAGAAUCGCAAGGUCUGCCAUUCCUGAGCAUCUGCACCUGCAGUUUGCCAGUGAAGGAAGCUUCAUUCAAGUUGCGGGGUUGCAUGCAGACUCCCCAGAUGACUUGGUGCGAGAGAUUGCCUACAGGAUUUACCUCUAUCCCAAUGCAGAUCUUAUGGACUGUCUGGAAGAGCUGCUAAAAUGCCGACACAAACUGGCCAAGCUGGUGGGCUACGAGUCCUAUGGACACAGAGCCCUGAAGGGAACGAUGGCCAAAACACCAGAGACAGUGAUGAACUUUCUUCAGCUGUUAACAGACAAGCUGUCAGAUAAAACAGCAAAAGACUUUAAGAUGAUGAGAGACAUGAAGAAGAAACUCAACCCCCGUAAUGCUGAACUGAUGCCUUGGGAUCAUCCAUUCCUCAGUGGUGUGUUGCGUGCUGAAAGGUACAACAUAGAGCCCAGUCUGUACAGUCCCUACCUGUCUCUUGGUGCCUGUAUGGAGGGUUUGAACAACCUCUUCUCUCAGCUGUAUGGUGUCUCCCUCAUGUCUGAACAUCCCAGCGCCGGAGAGGUGUGGAGCGAGGACGUCCGCAAACUGGCUGUGGUACAUGAAACAGAGGGAUUACUGGGAUACAUCUACUGUGACUUUUUCCACCGGUCAGAUAAACCUCAUCAGGACUGUCACUUCACUAUCCGCGGCGGCCGUUGGUGUCAGGAAACGAGUCAGUACCAGCUGCCGGUUGUGGUGCUGAUGCUGAGCCUGCCACACCCCAGUAAGAGCGCCCCCACCCUGCUCACGCCUGGUAUGAUGGAGAACCUCUUCCAUGAGAUGGGACACGCCAUGCACUCCAUGCUGGGACGCACUCGCUACCAGCAUGUGACAGGAACCAGAUGUUCAACGGAUUUUGCUGAAGUUCCCUCUAUCCUCAUGGAGUACUUUGCCACUGACUAUCGAGUCAUCAGCCAGUUUGCACGCCAUUAUGAAACUGGACAGCCUCUACCUGAGAGUAUGGUGGCUCGCCUGUGUGAGUCAAAGAAGGUGUGUGGAGCCGCAGACACCCAGCUGCAGAUUUUCUAUGCAGUCUUGGACCAGAUCUACCACAGUAAACCUCAGAACCGCUCCACCACAGACAUCCUGAAGGACAUGCAGCAGAAAUUCUACGGCUUGCCAUACACACCCAAUACGGCUUGGCAGCUGAGAUUCAGCCACCUGAUUGGCUACGGAGCCAAGUACUACUCCUACCUCAUGUCACGAGCCGUGGCCUCCAUGGUGUGGAAGCAGUGCUUCAUUCAGGAUCCCUUAAACAGGGACAUGGGUGAGCGUUACCGCCGGGAGAUGUUGGCCCACGGAGGAGCCAAGGAGCCCAUGCUGAUGGUGGAAGGCAUGCUGCAGAGACGGCCCACAAUGGAGGACUUCGUGGAGGCGCUGGUGUCUGAGCUCAACCCGAACUUCGAGACCUUCAUCAUGGACUCUGAAAGUUGAAAGAUGCUUUUUGGCUGCAUGGAAACGGACUUUACAAGGCAGAGAAUGAGGACUCACACAAAGAUGCUGGGCUGAGAGGUGAAACACUUCACAUUCUCAGCUUCUUCAUUUUGUCUGUGAAUGAAUUGUCAGCAUUUUUAUAUAUGUAGUCUCCUUUAAAGUCACAUUGACUUAUUUAAUAUUCUGUAUAUUCCCCUGUCAGCAUAAGUUAACACGAACAGAAUUAAAGAGUUGCUCUGAAUCCUGAUGAUCUCUA
Acanthochromis polyacanthus (spiny chromis) is the source of this 2647-nucleotide messenger RNA. RefSeq names its product mitochondrial intermediate peptidase. The transcript has 19 exons. Bases 289 to 2391 code for a protein of 700 amino acids. Gene Ontology annotation, biological process: peptide metabolic process. The record is from RefSeq and is a predicted model, not a curated record. NCBI's taxonomy places the organism in Eukaryota, Metazoa, Chordata, Actinopteri, Pomacentridae. Gene Ontology annotation, molecular function: metalloendopeptidase activity. Gene Ontology annotation, cellular component: mitochondrion.